This is a messenger RNA of Bufo gargarizans (Asiatic toad), 3522 nucleotides long. RefSeq names its product interferon-induced protein with tetratricopeptide repeats 5-like. Gene Ontology annotation, cellular component: cytosol. NCBI's taxonomy places the organism in Eukaryota, Metazoa, Chordata, Amphibia, Anura, Bufonidae. Bases 208 to 1506 code for a protein of 432 amino acids. Gene Ontology annotation, molecular function: protein binding. The transcript has 2 exons. The record is from RefSeq and is a predicted model, not a curated record. Gene Ontology annotation, biological process: defense response to virus.
UCUGAAGGCAAAAGGGGGUCCAACACCGUAUUAGUAUGGUGUUCCUAAUAAUUCUUUAGUGGUUUAGAAAAGGGGACUUUGAAGCUACGGUUACUACAACUUAAAUGCCACUUUACUUGGAAACUUCUUUUACAGACCAUAAACCCUGAUGAAUUAGCAGUCAGAUUGUAUGAUCAAUUGACAUUUCUUGUCACCAAGAACAAAUACAUGGUGUACAAUCUACUGGCCUAUGUGAUGCAUCUGAAAGGGGACAACACACAAGCUAUUGCCCAUUUAAAGCAAGCAGAAGAAAUGAUUAAAGAGAACAACCCGACUGGGACUGAUCAAAAGUAUUUGGUGACAUACGGAAAUUACGCGUGGGUGUUCUACUACUUAAACCAGUAUGAAGAAUCUCAAAAAUAUAUAGAUAAGGUGGAACAUAUUUAUAAGGAGCUGAAAGAUACCACAGAUGUAGCUGAAAUGUAUGGUGACAAAGCCUGGUCGUUGUUACACUGUGGUAGGCGAUAUUAUGAAGAAGCAAAACAAUGUUUUCUAAAGGCUUUGGAGCUGGAGCCAGAAGACCCUGAGUGGAACAGUGGAUAUGCAACAGUGGUCUAUAGACUGGAAAGUUUCGAUGACAGAAAAUGUCCUGCUUCACAAUGCAAAUCACUGGAGCUACUGGAACGUGCAGUGGAAAAGAAUCCAAAUGAUGCAGUGGUGAAGUCACUUCUUGCCUUGAAGCUUCAAGAUCUAAACAGGACUGAUGAGGGAAAAAUCUAUAUCGAAGAAGCCAUAAAUCAAGCUCCAAACCUUCCAUAUUUGCUCCGUUACGUAGCAAUGUUUUACAGGAGAGCUGGAAUGCUAGAUGAUGCCUUGCAUGUCCUACAAACUGCAGUAGAUCUCAUCCCAACUUCUGCAUUUCUGCAUCACCAAAUUGGACUCUGUUACAGGCAAAAGUAUCUCAAUGACAAAAAGAGGUUUGGAAACAGGAACAGUUAUAUCGGCCAAACAGAGACUGAAAAAUUAAAUGACCUCCUGCAAAAUACCCUGUUUUAUUUUGAGAAGGCGCUGGAAUACAAGAAAACUUUUGUUUAUGCGUAUAUAGACUUAGCAAAAAUGUACUGUGAAGUCAAGGAAUAUAAAAAAGCUGAGGACACAUUUAAAACCGUUAUGGCAAUUACCAAUCUUAUUGAUCAGGAGAAGCAGCAGAUCUAUUACUAUUAUGGAUGUUUCAAAGAAUACAACAUGAGGUCUGAAUCUGAAGCCAUCAACUACUAUAAAAAGAGCAUACAGUUUACUUUAUGCAUGAAAGAUAGAGAGUUCAGUGUAAAGUCUCUAAAAAGAAUUGCUUCAAAGAAGAUUCAGAAUGAUAUUACUGAUGCUGAGGGUUUUGCUUUGCUUGGCUUUGUCCAUAAGAUGAAUGGGGAAAUGAACGAUGCAAUCGAUUGCUAUGAAAAUGCCUUAAAAUAUGACCCUCACAAUGCGGAAUAUGUGAGUGAACUCUGUGAGCUGAAGCUGGUGAUCUGAAAAAGGAGCGACAUAGAAGACAGAUCUUGUGUUUUAAAACGUACCAUUUUUUCUUUCAUAAAUCAGUAGAAUGGGUGUGCCUCCAUGAAAUCUAUCUGCAGUACUGUGAACAAUUAAAUUCUAGACAUGAGACGGGGAGAGGAGGGGGAUGCAACUGCAGUGUCUUCUUUAAGGGGUAGGGAAUAGAAAAGGGAAUCUGAUUAGUCAGGACUAGGGUUGCCACCUUUUCUUCAAGCCAAACCCGAACACUUUAGCACUUUGCGGCAAUUUUUGGGUAAAGUAUACACUAUGCACAUAUUUUGUAAUUAAAUAAUAUUGUAGGUAAUCACAAGGCAUCACAAUACAUAUGGAGUCACUUUUUUGUAGGCAGCGUACCUUUCUGACCAAUCAGGAGGCUGGGAUGCGAGUCAUGACAUACUGCCCAGCUUACUGAUUGGUUAGGAAGCCAGGCUGCCUAGCAACAAGUAAAGCAGGCUUACUAGCCAAUCAGGAAGCCAGGAGGCGGAUGAUAACCCACCUCCCGGCUUCCUGAUUGGAAAGGAAGUCGGCUGUAUGCUCCCUUGGCGCUGCCAGUCAGAGGGACAUCUCCCUCCGACCGGAAGUUCCAAUAUCGGGGAAGGUAUCGGAGCAUUUGGGCUAGUACAAGUAGUAGUCGCCCAAAUACUCUGUAUCGGCACCGAUAAUAGUAUCGGUAUCAGUAGUUCGGUACAUAUAUAGUGCAAAUCCAUUUUAUUGAUGGUUGUCAUUGAAACGACAAGCGCAUUUCUGGGCCUGAGGAAGGGGACCCUGCACGGCCCCAAAAGCACUUGUUGAUUGGACGACAACUAUUAAUAAAAUGAAUUUUGCACUAACAUGAAAUUUGGAUGUCUGCAUUGGACGAUAUGUAUUAUUGCACAUAAAAGAUGCCCCUACAAAACAUGUCACUGGUUAACUGUGGCAUUUUUUUUAUGGGGGCAUGUUUUAUCUGCAACACUAACAAGUGCCGUGCCCGCCGCCCCCCCCUUCCAAUUAAUAUUUUUUAUUAAACACUUCAAAUGUUUUAAAUACCUUUUUUAGAAGUUAAGCUUCAGAGGUCCAGGUGUGUGGAGAAGGACGGCAGUCACGGCAUUGGUCGCAGAGGUCGACUGACUCCCUGACGAAACGAAGAAGAGAAACUGCUAGAGCAGCUGCUCCACGUGCAGGCUGCCGGAGAAUGAUUUCUCCCACGCUCCCUCUCUCUCUCUCUCUGAUGUCACUUCCUCUCACUAGCAGAGAGAAAGAGAGGGAGGGAGUGUCUGAAGACAGCGCCGCCCUGGGCUACGAUGUCACAGGCCCAACUGAUUGGAUUCGCCGCGCCGGCAGUGACAGGCUCAGCUGAUCGUCCACUGCUGACACCUGACCUCAUCGCCAUCCGCCGGCGCUGCUGACUGAUACACCGGCCGCUCGCGGUAAUAACCACUUGCCGCCGCUCAUCGCCACCGCUCACCGCCAGCUGUCAGAUGAGAACCGGCUAGCAAGUCUACAGUUUGAAAUGAAUCCUUUGCCCGGGUCUGAGAAAAGCUUGUACUCGGGCACAGGAUUACAAACCCGGACUGUCCGGGUCAUUCCAGUACGGGUGGCAACCCUAGUCAGGACACACAGCAUAUACAGAGAAAUUGUGUAGGUUGUUAGACUCUUCAGGCUGAACUAUAUCUAAAAUAUCUCUUCAAGGGGUGAUUUUCUGGUAGCUACAGUAUAGGUACUCUAUAACAAUCAUUUUGUUAAUAAACUCUGCCUCUACCAAACCACCAAAUGGUAGGUAAACUAUAGAAAAAGGUAUAUACUUAAAUUGCACACAACUGAUCGUGAUAUGAUGUAUUACCUUCAUUGUUUUCCACAGGAAUGCACUUUAUGCAAAUAAAUAAAAAUGUAUAUGAUUCACAAAGUAGAAAAUUCUGCUCUGCUACAUUGACAUGCUCAAAUUUAGGAUUGUAUUAAAUUUGUCAACUAUUAGAACAUAGCUAAGCUUUAAUAUAUAAAGAGAGCACUCUGACAAUG